Desarmillaria tabescens is the source of this 805-nucleotide messenger RNA. RefSeq lists its product as uncharacterized. Lineage: Eukaryota; Fungi; Basidiomycota; Agaricomycetes; Agaricales; Physalacriaceae. The record is from RefSeq and is a predicted model, not a curated record. Bases 136 to 630 code for a protein of 164 amino acids. The transcript is spliced from 4 exons.
UGACGACUGAUCAGGUAUCAUAUAUCAGAGAUGGUACAAAUUGUAUCUUUUGCCAUGGUAUUCUCAUGAAAAAAAUUUCAUAUAGUUGAUGAUCGGCCGACUGGAAUCGGCCACGUUCCUUUGCUUGUGACCACGAUGACUCUCGUCUAUCUUUCUGCGUCCAGCUCACUGAAUUCUUCGCAUGGAGCGACACGAACUAGACAAACGCAGCCCUCAGUUGCUGCUGUUACGUGGCCCCCGCGGUGCUAUUCGUCAAUUCCUACCCUUGCUGAUGGGUCGCCUGAGACGGACAGAGACACGCUGAAGGCGAAGUCCAAGGCGUUGCGAAGGAAGGGCAAGCACGGCAACUUCUUAAUUUCGGAUGCGAAGAUCCUCUUGUUCAUACACAUAACACUGCCUUCAAUUCCGUUUUUGUGGGGUAGCCGAACGGACCGUGCUGCCAUGGUGGGACAUGCGCCUUUUCCGCGACACGACGUCCAUUCUAUGUUGCCCCAGCCACGCACGAGCUACGAAUCACGUUCGAUGAUCAAGGGUGCUUGGCCCGUGGGAUGCAGAACAAUUAACGGCAGGCAUCUUGUUCAUUGCCUUGGGCUCAAGCGCGCGCAUAUACCCAGCAUUCUUGACCGAUAGGGCAUCUUGAUUGCAACGUCAACUGCGUGGGUUGCUGGACAGCAUGAGGUGCUGCGCUACGCAUAGCCUUGAAUCGUGAGAAGACUCGGACUCGGAUAGUCAGCACCUGUAUGCUCCACCGCUGUUGCAUUCUUCUGGCCCCAGAUAUCGUUCAUCACGUUCGUCAUAGAAUUAG